This is a messenger RNA of Neltuma alba, 718 nucleotides long. RefSeq lists its product as uncharacterized. NCBI's taxonomy places the organism in Eukaryota, Viridiplantae, Streptophyta, Magnoliopsida, Fabales, Fabaceae. The transcript has 4 exons. The record is from RefSeq and is a predicted model, not a curated record. The coding region runs from base 1 to 504 and encodes 167 amino acids.
AUGGCUUCUCUCUCUCACCCCACUCUUCUUCCACUCUCCUCUCUCACCGCAUCUUCUUCCUCGUCCUCCUCCUCCUUCCACUGUUCCUGUUCUUCCCCAUCUUCUCAGUCUCUUUGUUCCAAAUUCCGAUUAUCCUCACUGCCUCGAUUCCUCUCUAAGGGUAGACCCAAGAAGCAACCAACGCGACCUGAUGGGCUUUUGAUGCUCAUCAAUCCCAUUUUGCUGUUUAACGGUGUCAGUAGUUCCACUUUCAAUUUCGAUACCCAGACCCUUCUCGCCACUGUUAGUGUUCUCGCUGCAAUUGCUCUCUCCUUGUUUCUUGGUUUUAAGGGGGAUCCUGUGCCUUGUGAGCGUUGUGGCGGCAACGGCGGAACAAAAUGCAUUUUUUGCAACAAUGGUAAGAUGGAGCAAGGUAAUGGGUUAAUUGACUGCAGAGUAUGCAAGGGUGCAGGAUUGAUACUUUGCAAGAAAUGUGGAGGUUCAGGAUACUCCAGAAGGCUAUGAGCUGUGAGUUCUCUGUUCUUAUUGAGGCCAAUCUGUUCUGAAAUUUAUAAGAUCUCAUAACCAUCUGUUCCUGAUAUCUUUGUCUAUGGACCAUUGCACUGUCCUCCUUCAUUUGUCCUCUCUAUUGUAUAAAAUUGAAGCCUCAAAAGCAAGUCAAAUUUUGAUCUUUUUAUUUGUUCCCAUGAUAAUAUAUUUGGAUCCUCUGUCUUUCCCC